Molecule: messenger RNA, 1749 nt
Organism: Gadus morhua (Atlantic cod)
Lineage: Eukaryota; Metazoa; Chordata; Actinopteri; Gadiformes; Gadidae
Gene: serpine3
Product: serpin peptidase inhibitor, clade E (nexin, plasminogen activator inhibitor type 1), member 3
Exons: 9
Coding region: 176-1696 (506 amino acids)
Biological process (GO): negative regulation of endopeptidase activity
Molecular function (GO): serine-type endopeptidase inhibitor activity
Source: RefSeq, a predicted model, not a curated record
UGUGUGUGUGUGUGUGUGCGUGCGCCCACAGCUCGGUUUGGGAUUUGCUGUGCUGCGACGUGCCUCCCUUCACCGGCUUCUUAUAGUGCGGUGGAGGGAGGAAUUCUGACCGAGUGGUACGGACAUCGCCGACAGAGACCACGAAACACGCAGCAUUGCCUUGAAACGUGGUCGCAUGACUGGAAAGAGUUCCUCCAUAAGGGAGCGACCUGAAGAAGUGACAGCAGUGAGCAGCAACGCACAGCAGCUGCACAGAGUAGACACUUGCACGCUAGAGAGUAGAUACGCGCACACCUUUGGUUUGCAGAAGCAUUCAAAGUGGGAUUCUAAAGUCAACGUGAGUGAUCCCAAUCAACCCGAAUUCAAAACUCUUCUCGCAACCCUCUCGGACCCUUUACCCCGACGUGUGGCCAUGGGUCCCCUCUCGACGGCCUCUCUCUUCCUGUGCCUGUGUCUGGCGGGGCGAGCCCAGAGCCACGGUGGCAGCCUCCAGGACAACAUGAGGGAGUUGCACAACCGCUUCGCCGUCAGCCUCUACCAAACGCUCACCGAGACAGAGAACAACUCCAACCUGAUCGUGUCGCCGGUGAGCGUCUCACUGUCCUUGGGGCUGCUGCAGCUCGGAGCCCGGGGGAGUACGCUGGCUCAGCUGGAAGAGGCCCUCGGAUACAACAUGAAUGACGUGCAGGUGCAGCCCUUCCUGGUGCAUCUGCAGGGCAGCGUGGGUAACUCCAGCCAGGGCAUGUGGCUCCAGCAGGCCACGGCCCUGUUCAUCCAGAGUGGCGUCCAGCUGCUGUCAGAGUUCAAGCACCACGCCGAGGCCUGGGCCAACACCCGCCUGGUCCGUUCCAGCUUCAGCCAGCCCAACCAAACCCACAGCCCGCUGGGGUCGCCAAUCCCGGGGCGACUGGGACACCAACGCAGCACUGAUGAGACGUGGCCCAUCCAGUCUGGCGGCAGCAGCGGGGAGCUGUCGGGCUCUGGCGAAGCCCAGGGAGAGGCCCCGUGGUGGGGCCAGCGGCUACAGAUGGCCCUGGUCAACACGGUGGCCUUCCGGGGGAUCUGGCAGAAGCAGUUCCUCUUCACCAACACUCAGAACCUGCCCUUCACCCUCACGGACGGGAGCGCGGUCAAGGUGCCCAUGAUGUACCAGGCGACCGAGGUCAACUUUGGCCAGUUCCGCAGCGCGUCGGAGCAGCGGUACACGGUGGUGGAGCUGCCCUACCUGGGCAGGAGCCUCAGCCUGCUGCUGGCCCUGCCCAGCGACCGGAAGACUCCCCUGUCCUCGCUGGAGGCCCAGCUCAGCCCCCGCCAGGUGGCGUCCUGGGACACGGGCCUGCGGAGGACCAAGAUGGACGUCUUUUUACCCAAGUUCAAAAUGCAAAACAAAUUCAACCUGAGGUCAGUGCUUCCCUCCGUCGGUAUCAUCGACGCCUUCAGCCCGACGGCAGCAGACUUCACUGGCAUAUCAGUGGAGGAGGGUCUCUAUGUCUCUGAAGCGUUUCACGAAGCGAGCAUAGAGGUCACAGAAGACGGCACGAAGGCAGCGGCUGCUACGGCGAUGGUGCUCCUGAAGCGAUCCCGUGCACCGGUCUUCAAGGCUGACCGGCCCUUUGUAUUUAUUCUUCGACAAGUAAACACAGGGUCCAUCUUGUUUAUGGGACGAGUGACGAAUCCAGCGGAGCAAGCACCGUGAGGAACAACCAGGACUCAUGCACCCCCCCCCCCCCCAACAUCUCAUGAGUGCAG